Molecule: messenger RNA, 1194 nt
Organism: Diaporthe citri
Lineage: Eukaryota; Fungi; Ascomycota; Sordariomycetes; Diaporthales; Diaporthaceae
Exons: 3
Coding region: 1-1194 (397 amino acids)
Source: RefSeq, a predicted model, not a curated record
AUGCGUUCAGUAACUCGAGUCCUCUUCACCUCGGCCAUGCUGGCUGUGGCCAACGCCCAGGGCGUUAUCGUCAAGGCAGUCGGUGACAAGGGGACUAGUACUGGUCUUCAAGUCAACCCUGAUGAUCCUGCCGAUGCCAACUUCAUCUCCGCCGCUGAACUGUCCGCCAACGUCGUCAACGAGUGUGGUCGUACCAUGGUCGGAGGCAACAUCGAUAUCGGCGAAAACACCGAGAAUGCCCUGGCAGCCAACCAGGUCACUCAGGUGACCAAGGGCAGCAAGGUGACCAUGACUAUCAACACUGUCAACGAGACCGGCCAAGGUCCAUUCACUUGUGACCUGGACCCAACCUCGAACGCCCUCGGCACAAGUGGCCAGACUCCAUUGGAUGUUCAGCAGGGUAAUGCCCAGGGCAAUGGGCAGCAGCAAAUAGAGGUCACCCUGCCACAGGACAUGGCCUGCACAGGCUCAUCCCAAGGAAACGUGUGCACCGUCCGCUGCAAGAACGCCCAGGACUUCGGCGGCUGCAUCGCCGUCCAGCAGACAGACACCAAGGCGCUGCCGGCAGACAACGACCCGGCCAACAUCCAGUCGGCCCAGACGCUGGAGGGCAUCAUGGCCCAGAUCGCCCAGAACAAGCAGGACCUCCCCGCCGCCAUCCAGGGCAACGAGAACGCCGCCACCGUCCCCGAGCAGGGGCCCGAGAUCGCCCAGGCCAUCCUGGACUCGGACCCGCAGAUCACCCAGGACACCAACACGGAGAUCGCCAAGCAGGUCAAGGAGGCCGACGCCGGCGGGAACAACAACGGCGGAAAUGGAAAUGCCAACACGGGCAACGGUAAUGCCAACACGGGCAACGGAAAAGGCAAGAAGGGAGGAAACCGAGGAGGCGCCAACGCCGGGAACAACGCCGGAGGUGACACCAACAACGCGGGCGGUGCUGCCACCGGAGCUGCGACGGGAGGCAACGGACGUGGAGGCAACGGAGCCGGUCGCGGUCAAGGAAACCAAGCCGGCGGCGGUGCGACGGGUGGAAAUGGAAAUGGUGGUGGAAACGGUGCCGGACGUGGCGGUGGCCUGGCUUCACUCUUUGGCGGUGGCAAGAACAACAACAACAAACGCAUGGCACCCAGCGAGCGCCGGGCGAAGAGGUACAUCGAUGUUGGCCCGGACUUCCAGAUCGGAGGUAACUAA